AUGAAGCUGCUCCUCGUUGCUUUGAUGAUGACCCUUCUGGGGUGCGCUGGACGGGCCCAAAAACCUCAAGGGAACGGUAUUGCAGGAGUGCAACGAGCCGGCCAAAAGGCGAGCAACUCCAAACAUGUGGAGGCCGGACAUUCUCCUCCAGCUCAGAAGGUCCUGAAGGAAACUUCUAGCAGGCAGAGGAAAGCUGUGGUGCCAGCCAUUGAAAGUCCUUUAGUUGCAGCACAAGGAAGCCAGUCAGAUGUGCUGCAUAAUUAUCUUCCAGGAAGAGGACAGUGCCUGGUGAAUGGGAUGAUCAUGUAUGAAGGAGCAGCCUGGUCUCCUCGCCAAUGUACCAUAUGCAUUUGUACGCAAGGGAAGCAGGUAUGUGAACCAGUUGACUGCGAGGAUGUAACGUGCCCCUCUGGAAGGUUGCAGAUACCCCCAGGCGGAUGCUGCCCCGUCUGCAUGAAGCCAGAAACCACAAAGCCCACACUUGUUGUGAUCACCUCAAAGGCCAUCCCAGGAAAAGCAACAGAACAAAGAAAGGAUACAAAGACGACAAAGGCCAAAGAUCCUAUCGCACCAGUUGUAGGACCUAAUACCACAAGACACAACAGCUCUACCACUGUAAAGCCACAAAAAUUGAAGAAAACAACUGCAGCAAAUGAUCUAGAAGACGUCACUAAGGCCAAACCUGUCACAAAGAAGAAGGAACUGGAUCCUGAGAAACAAGAGACAAGCCUCCAAAAGACAGGGGCCACCAUACCAAAACCAAAGAAGAAGUCUAUCGGAGAGAAAGGGUUGGACAUUGAGCCGGUGAAGAACACAGAACAAGAACAACCAAAAGAAGGUAUGGCCAAUGCAAGAGGGGUCAACAAGACUUGUUGGCAGCGGGCCCGGACCUCAGCAGUGGACAACCAGUCUUCACUUCCGGGAAAAGGCGUUGCGGAGAGUCAGGUGGCGGCAGAUUCAGAGAAGAAAAAGCACAAAGCGGUAAGCAGUGGAACGGCACAACCCGCAGGCACGCAGAAGCCAAAGAUUCUCCAAGAGGAUAAAACUAAGAAGCCGGUGGAAGCCAACCCAUUGCCUUCUCUGCCGACUGUUCUAAGUGUAACUCCACCCACCCCGCAUCACAUCCCUUCCCUCCCUAGCGGCUGCCUCCUCUCCGAAUUUACCAUCGCCUGCGGGAACACAAAGAUGACCUACCUCCCACUCAUGACUGACCUAGGACUGAAGACACUCUACUUAGCUGAGAAUGAAAUCUCCAAGCUUCCGGCUAGAGGCUUUGCGGGUCUACCUAACUUAGAGUGGCUGGAUCUGAGCAAGAACAAACUUGAUGACUCCGGCUUGGCCUUUGAUGUCUUCAAAAAUCUAACCAUGUUAAAGCGGCUGAACUUGGACGGUAACCGCCUGUCGGUCCUCCCCCUCCUCCCCUCAUCUCUCCUGGAACUGAAAGUCAACGAUAAUAAUCUCCGAGAACUAAACAGACACAGCUUCCGGGGCCUCAGCAAUUUGCUCAAUCUUGAGUUGGAAGGCAAUGGCUUUCACGAUGGCAAUGUCUCCCCUCUUUCUUUCAAGCCCCUAAAGAAGCUCAUUUACCUGCGUCUAAACCGCAAUCAGUUUCGGGCUGUAACUUCGGGACUUCCAUCUACUCUGCAGGAGCUGCAUUUGGAGAAUAAUCGCAUUGAGGCGGUGCAUGAAGGAAUUCUCAAUAAAACCCUUAAUUUGAGUAUUAUUGCCCUGAGUAACAACAGACUAAUGGAAGAUGGCAUUGCUCCUCGAGCUUGGAUCCACCUGAUGAAUGUGGAGUCCCUUGAUUUGUCUCACAACCGAUUAGUACACGUGCCAUCCUUUUUACCCCGGGGAUUAAAGCAGCUUAUAUUGCAUCACAACCACAUUGAGCUCAUUCCGGGAUAUGUAUUCGCUCACAUGAAACCAGGACUGGAGUUCCUUCAUCUUUCCCACAACCACCUAAGAGAUGACGGCAUCCAUGCAGUGUCUUUCUUCGGCCUGUACAAGUCUCUCACUGAACUUCUGCUGGACAAUAACUACCUGCAGACCAUACCACGUGGCAUUCUGAACCUAAAAUCUUUGCAGGCCCUUCGUCUUAGCUUCAAUAAAAUCAGGUAUGUGCCACUGAACUCCAUCUGCGAUACCAGAAUAUCUGAAGAUUCCAGCCUUGUGUCUGUACAUCUGGAGAACAAUUACAUCAAUCGGCGCCACAUACCUCCCACUGCAUUCUCCUGCAUCAAGACCUAUUACAGCAUCGUCCUAAGGCCCCAAAUUGAUGAGUACGAGGACUAUUAA
Molecule: messenger RNA, 2295 nt
Organism: Nanorana parkeri
Lineage: Eukaryota; Metazoa; Chordata; Amphibia; Anura; Dicroglossidae
Product: extracellular matrix protein 2-like
Exons: 12
Coding region: 1-2295 (764 amino acids)
Biological process (GO): extracellular matrix organization; positive regulation of cell-substrate adhesion
Cellular component (GO): extracellular matrix
Molecular function (GO): collagen V binding; heparin binding; protein binding
Source: RefSeq, a predicted model, not a curated record